AUUACAGGAAACCCAGCUGAAGUGUAUGCUUAUGGAAGCCAAUGGUUUGCAACGACCUUUGGAGUGGCGUUGGGGAUCUUUUCCGCAAUGUUCAUCUUCGUCCCCUUCUUCCACAAACUUCAACUCAAUUCCGUCUUUGAGUAUUUCGAAAUGCGUUUCGGGACGAAGAGUGUCCGAAUCCUGGGGAGUGUGACAUUCAUCCUUCAACAAGUUUUGUAUAUGACUGUUGCCUUGUAUGCUCCUGUUAUCGCCGUUGCUUCCGUGACUCCUUUCGACGAAUGGACUGCGAUUCUCGUCGCAGGUGGCAUAUGUACCAUCUAUACCGCCAUCGGAGGCCUGAAAGGGGUAGUGUGGACGGAUGCACUGCAAGUACUCUUCAUGCUCGCUGGUCUCUUAUUGAUCGACAUUUACGGAACUAUGGAAGUUGGAGGACCAGGCAAAGUGUGGGAUAUCGCCUCUCAAUAUCAACGUGAUCAGAUAUUCAACUUCUCCUUGGACGUGUACGAACGACACACGUUUUGGAUGUUGGUGGUACAUUUUUGGAUCUCCUGGAUGGUCGCUCAUGGGUGCAAUCAACCAGCUGCCCAACGAUAUUGUUGCCUCAGCAAACUCUCGACUGCAUUCAAAGCCUAUCUUUGGAACGCUCCCUUGUCCAUCAUCUUAUGGAUCCUGGCGGCAUUCUCAGGGCUAGUCGUAUUCGCAAACUAUGCUGAUUGCGAUCCACUCAAGGCCGGAAUCAUCACGAAACAGGAUCAGAUCAUCCCUUAUUACGUCAUGGACAAGCUUGGCCACAUUCAUGGUCUACCAGGCAUUUUCCUAGCCUGUUUAUUCAGCGGAGCACUCAGCACUCUAUCAUCCGGUUUGAAUUCCCUUGCGGCGGUGACCUAUGUUGACGGUAUCAUGCUCACUUCAUUGAGAGGGAAAUUGACCGAAUUCCAGGCAGUCCUCCUCACCAAAUUCCUUGCCCUUGGAUACGGGAUCAUAGCAAUGGCUCUGUCCUUCGUGCUGUCCAAGAUGGAAUUGGGAGUGACAACAAUAGCCAUGAUCUUUGCCAGUAUGACUCAGAGUCCCCUGGCUGCCGUCUUCAUCGCAUCUAUGUAUCUCCCCUUCGUGAACAAAUAUGGUGCAUUCAUGGGACUAUUGGUGGGAAUGAGUACGACGGGGUGGCUCGCCAUUGGAACCAGGGUGCAUGGGGUGCCACCGGAGCCACCUCUACCCUCAUCUGUGGCUGGCUGCCUUCCUAAUACCACUCUUGUCUCUGAUAUUUCUUCUUCCGCCCUCUACUUAAAUCUCACCUCUCUCCCUCUAUCUGAUUCAACAUCAACUCAGCUUCCAUAUCCUCACGUGUACGAUAUGUCCUACCUCAUGCUGGGUCCUAUUGGAUUCUCAUCCGCUCUCGUCACCUGUAUCGUCCUCAGUCUAGUCACAGGCGGUUAUUCACUAGCUCAUCUGGACGAUACCCUCAUCGUUCCCACUGCAUUAAGAUGGUACAAGAAAUGGCGUGGUGUUGCCUUGUCGACCAGAAAGCCCAGCUUAAAAGCAGAGAUUCCAUAUCAGUUAUCGACAGAUUUGAUGAAAGAGAAGAGUCUCAUAGAGGAAGGAAGACUCUGACGUCAUGUUUGGAUUCCAUCUUUAACUUUUUCCCAUGCUGCUUCUUACAAUUGUUUCUCUAGCCAUCUGUCUUGACAAAAUGUCAGCUGUGGAUCGUGAGUCCGUCCAGAGCUUCAACACUCCUUUCCUCUCGUUUCUCAGUCUUAUGAAAGCACUCCUCUCCCAAUAGCAAAUAUCCCCCCCUCCCCUGUAACACUUGAUGAAAUGCAUACACGUAGGAACACAAUCUGUGUUGCUUCUUCGACUGCCGAUUAUUCCCAGAAAAUAUAUUCUAACCCUUUU
Darwinula stevensoni is the source of this 1893-nucleotide messenger RNA. The record is from the annotation of a GenBank genome assembly. Lineage: Eukaryota; Metazoa; Arthropoda; Ostracoda; Podocopida; Darwinulidae.